UAAUUAUGGACAUGACAUCAAAACAUAAGGAAAACGAUAUAAAUAACCUAAAAAGACAUGUUUUUAUUGUAAUAUAAUCUAAAUACAUUAUAUAUUGACUUAUUCUUACAGCAUCGACAUUAUAAGUAUCUACAAAAUGUCUUCAAUUUAUUAGGAAAAUUGUUAACAAUGAACAAAAUUUUACGUACCAACCAACUAUUUUCAGUGAGCUAACCACUAAAGUACUAUGAAAUUUAUGAGAAUACUAUUACCCAUAACGAUAUGUUGUGUGGCAAUUGUCGGCGAUUACAUUGUUCUCAAGUGUAAAUAUUCGGAAUCGUUUUUAUUCCGUGCCAUAAGUGAUAAUACAGUGCAUGCACUAAUUGGUAUGCUCUCGGCAAUGUUAUUUAUGGAUGGAAUCGAUCUAACGAAGCAAGCUUACUUCUACAAUGUCGCAUUUUGUACAAUUAUAUCAUCAUUCAUAGAUCUUGAUCACUUUCUUGUGGCUAAAUCUGUUUAUAUAAAGGAUUUGAUGAGCUUAAAAGAAAGAGGAAUAUUCCACUGUACUACACUUUGGCUCCUUAUCACAUUAGUGCUACUUUUAUACAGCUAUAUAUACCAAAAGUUAAACAUAUAUUUACUGACAUAUAUGAUAACAAUAGCAUAUACAAGUCACCACAUACGGGACUCUACAAGGAGAGGUAUCUGGUUGUAUCCAUUCGGUCAUACAGUCCCAUUGAAUAAAUAUUUAUAUAUAUUUGUGACAGCGACUUUACCUUUGGUAUUGUCAUAUUUACAUCAGUGUUAUAAACCAGGAAGUAAAAAUACUAACAUACAUUAUAGUAUGUUGGUUUAGGAAAAGAUUAACACCCUUAUUCAUAAUAGUCUGCUGACUUAAAGCAUUGCUAAUUCGCACUCUGUCUUUUUCUAUUGACCUAAGUCAGAAUGAGAAAAAACACUCCUUAGCGGCUGUUUUAAGUUAGCGGACCAUUAUGAAUAAUAUUUAUAUUAUUAGUGAUGAUUAGAAUAUUAUUUAUUAUGAUAAUUGAUUCUAUUUACAAUAAAUUAUAUACAUAUA
Molecule: messenger RNA, 1057 nt
Organism: Leptidea sinapis
Lineage: Eukaryota; Metazoa; Arthropoda; Insecta; Lepidoptera; Pieridae
Product: transmembrane protein 267
Exons: 2
Coding region: 227-835 (202 amino acids)
Source: RefSeq, a predicted model, not a curated record